GUCAUUUUCAGACAUCAUGAGCCAGCAAGGUCAAGCCGACCAGAUACAGGAACUGACGACCAGUGACACACCGCGGACGGCUGACCGUGAUAGAAUAGAUAGGACGGUAGAAGUUCAAGAGAUGCUGAGAACUAGCUCUCCACCGUCCGGCACAAUAGAACGCAUGUAUCGUGAGCCACAGUCACAUACAAUGAACAAAACGGGCAAAAUCCAAAUUGUUGUUAAAUUCCUUACGGAUAGGACAAUUACCCUUGAGGUUGUACCAUCUGAAACUAUUGGAAAUUUAAAAUCAAAAAUCCAACAAAUUGAUGGGUUAAAAUCGUAUCGACAACAUCUUAUCUUUAAUGGAGAACAAUUAAAAGACCACUGCAAACUAUCUGAUUAUAAAGUACAGGAUAUGACAAUAAUAUAUUUAGUACUCCGUUAAUAAGAUUGAUGAAAGUAUGCUGUUAUAAACUAUGGGCUUGGCGUAUUCAUGACUGAGAUGUCCAACAGAUUCUAUUGUGAAAUGUGUAGU
Molecule: messenger RNA, 517 nt
Organism: Aphis gossypii (cotton aphid)
Lineage: Eukaryota; Metazoa; Arthropoda; Insecta; Hemiptera; Aphididae
Product: ubiquitin-like
Exons: 4
Coding region: 17-427 (136 amino acids)
Biological process (GO): modification-dependent protein catabolic process; protein ubiquitination
Cellular component (GO): nucleus; cytoplasm
Molecular function (GO): protein tag activity; ubiquitin protein ligase binding
Source: RefSeq, a predicted model, not a curated record